GUCGGGAAUCGGAUAUUCAGCGCUGUGUCGCCGUGGCACCAGGUGUUUGGAUCUUAUUGUGGAGACUGGUGCCUGCUGAUCCCUCAGGAUGAUGCGAGCAGGAGGACUUUUGAAACUGGGGGUGCUGGUUUCUGUCUUAUUUGUAGCUGUGUUCCUGGCCUUUGAGCUGUUGGAGAGCAAUAUGAAUUUUAAUUUGGGAAAAGUCUUUACACGAUAUGCACCUCCAGAUGCAGUCCCCACCAGACCACUGCGCCACAAAUGCGGCCUAUCAAAAUCAUGUCCUGAGGACCAUUUUGCCUUUAAGAUCACCAGUGGAGCAGCCAGUGUUGUCGGCCCAAAGAUGUGUUUUCAGGACAAUGUAAUAAUGAGCGGUGUGAAGAACAACAUUGGACGCGGUAUAAACAUUGCUUUGCUCAAUGGGAAGACCGGCGAGCUCACUAAGACUGACUCAUUUGACAUGUGGACUGGAGAUGUAAAUCUUCUCAUCAAAUUCUUGAAGGACAUAGAAGAUGGAAGCAUUGUCAUGAUGGCCACAUUUGACGACCCUGCAACAAAGAUGAAUGACGAGGCCAGAAAUUUGAUAGCAGAUUUGGGCAGUUCAAGCAUCAGCAUAUUAGGCUUCCGAGAUAACUGGGUGUUUGUUGGAGGCAAAGGAAUCAAGACAAAGAGCCCCUUUGAGCAGCACAUCAAGAACAAUGCAGAGACUAACAAGUAUGAAGGAUGGCCAGAAGUUCUGGAGAUGGAAGGAUGCAUUCCUAUAAAGCAUGACUGAAAUCAACCUUAUUUUAAAAUAAUUUAGCUGUUCCUGGUGGAGUUUGAAGAAAAUUGAAUGAGCAAUGUGUUGUUGAAUUGACAUUUUCAAUGAUGCAAGUAAGUGUAGAAUAUAGACUUUGAAGGACUGUAUCUUAUAUCUUAAGGUUAGAAGUCCUGAGCAUUUGCUGCUCUCUAUUUAUAUUUAUUUUAUGGGGUUCCCACUCCUUUUGAUCAAUGCAUUUCUAUUACUUUUCUGUUGUACAUGAUCCCUAGAUUGAGAUUUUUUUAAUUAAUUGCAAGUACAAUAUGUAGCCAGUGAAAUAUUUUAAAACUUAAAUAUAAAAAAUUACGUUAACCAAAGCUAUUUUAGUAACUUCAAAAAUUGUUGUUUUUCCACCAAUGGAAAACAUUUCUAAAAUGUCAUGCUUGCGGAAAACCUGAUUCAUAGGUACUCUUUAUUUUUAAAGCUGGUCCAUAAACUGCCAUUGUGCUGCCAUUUGUGAACCUCCAGUGUCAUAAAAAGAGAUAUAGGAAUCAGAAGGUUUGAGUGCCUGUUGUCUUAUAGUCUUUUGUACUACAAAUAGAGAAUUAAGGAAGAGGGUUUGUGCUCAUUUUAAUCAUAGCACCAUGACAAUGUUGAUCAGAAUGGAUUGAAGAUACACGGCUUAGAGCUGUUGUUACCAAAAGAUUGUUUUUACAUUAUUUAUUAUUUUAUGUUUAUCAUACUGUUUCUACUGGCAAAGACAGUUUGAAUGUUGAAUGGUAGAGAAUGAAGAUUUUUUUUCCCCCACUUUGCAUUUAAUUUACAAGAUUUUUUUUGUACUAAAAAACUACUGUCUUCAGUUUUUAUAAUAAUUUUAUUUUUAAUAGCUUCAGGGAGUCUUGUUACAUUUUGGUGAUUUGCAUUCAGAGAUUUUUCGUUUGUCGUUUUAUUCGGCCAAAUUUUUUUUUUUUUUUUUUUUUUGCAUUUUAAGAGUUUGAGCAGCAGCUGUUAUAUGCAGUUAGUGCUGAUAUUACACUAUUAUAAUUUAAUAUAAUCUUUUUUUUAUUGUGCUUUAUGCAAUAUCUGUAGUAUGUCCUGUAUUGUGAAUUUACAAAGCCAAAAGAUCACCUUGUUGUUAAUAUUGUUAAUGAUUGCCUGUAUGAUUUUUAACUUUACUUACACUGUGAAGUUGUGCAUGAUACAUUUUUUUUGUAAGAAAACCAGCUGUGUGCCUUACUACAGUGAUAAUAUAUGCAAAGUGAUUUUGUCUAGACUUUUGUGUGGAGUUGUUGAUUGCACGUCAUGGCCUUAAUAUGUAUAGCUGUACUGAGGAGUUCUUUAUUAUAAAUUAAAUUUAAAUCAAGUAAACUUUGCAUUCUGUGAUUGUAGAGUCUUUCCUUAAAAUACGACUCAAGCUUUUUAGGGUGUUUCGUAAUAAAACAAAUGACUUGCUUUCA
Danio rerio (zebrafish) is the source of this 2193-nucleotide messenger RNA. It is a transcript of the gene fam3c, whose product is annotated as FAM3 metabolism regulating signaling molecule C. The record is from RefSeq and is marked provisional. Gene Ontology annotation, molecular function: carbohydrate binding. Gene Ontology annotation, cellular component: extracellular region. NCBI's taxonomy places the organism in Eukaryota, Metazoa, Chordata, Actinopteri, Cypriniformes, Danionidae.